AUUUUAAAAGGGCAUAGGAUAUCAAUCAAAUUGUUUCUUAGCAUAAGAAAAAGCCCUGGUGAAUCAGGGCCAAGGCCUGUCUACUUCAGCAACUUGCUGUCACAGUGGCGGUCCAGAUGCUUAUGGGAACCUGAAAGCAGGGCCUGAGUGCAACUUCACUCUCCCCUCCUGCUUAUGGCAAAUGAAUAAACUAGAUUACAGCUACUGAAUGCCUGACCCUGAGUGAGCAACUAGCUGGGCAGGCAGGAUGGAAGCAGGUUCAUUGCAGCUUGUCCCCCAUCAGCAGCAUAAGUGCUCCUCCAUCCAAUUUUUUUGUCACACCAAAAUCACAUUUGUGAAUGGAGUGACAUUUGUAGUCUCAUAUUGAAUGUGGACACCCACACACCAAUUUCACUUUAUCUGUUAACUGGUGAUUGUAUGACUGAGGGCAGGGCCUGCCUUAGAACUGAUUUUGUAAGCUGCUCUGAGAGUCUGUUUGCCUGAAAGGUGCAGCCAUGCAGGAAAGCAUCCGAUUUGCUUCAUCGGGAGAUGAUGAUGUUAAAAUAUGGGACGCUUCAUCCAUAACUGUAGUGGAACAGUUCAGUCCCCAUUCUUCAUCACACCCAGUUAGCUCUGUAUGCUGGGGCAGCAACAAUAAUUUUCUGGUCACUGCUUCUGCUGCUGGCGAUAAAAUAGUGAUUUCAAAUGGUAAAGGUAAACCAGUUCCACUCUUUGAGCUAGCUGAAGGGGCAAAACAAACCUGUAUAAGUUUGAGUUCUAAUUCAAUGUAUAUUGCAAGUGGAGGUGCGGAUAGCACUGUUAACAUAUGGGAUUUAAAGUUCAGAAAACUUCACCGAGCUCUUAAGGAUCACAGAGAUGAAAUAACUUCUGUAACAUUUAAUUGGAAUGAUUGCUAUAUUGCUUCAGGGUCUAUGAGUGGUGAAAUUAUCCUGCAUAGUCUUACUACGAAUUUAUCCAGCACUCCAUUUGGCUUUGGCAGCAGUCAGCCCAUUCGGCACUUGAAAUAUUCUACCUUUAAGAAAGCAUUAUUGGGUAGCGUUUCCGACAGUGGGGCUGUAACUCUGUGGGAUGUCAAUAGUCAAGCCCCAUAUCAUAACUUCGAAAGUGCUCAUAAAGCUCCGGCCUAUGAAAUCUGCUUUUCUCCCAUCAGUGAGCUGCUAUUUGUAACUAUAGGUCUGGAUAAAAGAAUCAUUCUCUAUGACACCACCAGUAAAAAGCAGCUGAAGACUUUAGUAGCAGAAUCUCCUCUAACUGCAGUAGAAUUCAUGCCUGAAGGAACUUCCUUGGUGGUUGGAUCUUCUCGUGGAAAGAUAUAUCAUUAUGACCUAAGAAAACUGUCCGCACCUGUGAAAUCAGUCAGUGCUCACAAAACCUCUGUGAAAUGCAUAACACUACAGUGCUCUAACAACUUUUCAAGGUCUAGCCUUAAGUCAUCCUUAACUAAGCAGGCCUGCAAAAGAUCUGAUGUCAAAACAACAAGCAAUACUGGAGGGAUUCAGAAUGCUGGCAUGAUCAAAAACGUUACUCCUAACAUGCCUGCCACAUUCCUGUCCCCAUCCUUGCCAACAGCUGAAGUUAAAGGAGCUGAUGCCAUUCAGGAUAAAUCCGGAUUCCCACGCAGCUGCAGUUUGGAUGUAAUUCCUUCCAAAGAAAUUGAUCAUGGGAAUACUUCUAAUCCAGCUGAUGAUUUGGGGAGAAAUAGUUUAGGUGACUUGUUCUCUCCACUUCGAGAUGAUGUUGCAGUUUGUAAAACAAGUGAAGAUGUUCCCGGAAAGAGUGAUGGUAUGGAUUUUCAACCUUACCUUUCCAGUCUGGAUUUUCUCUCCCAGUUCAGCACUGCAUUGCCUGUAAGAAAAAAUCCAAUAGGAUCUGGCCCACAAGUAAUGCAUUCUAGUCCACUUAAUAUAUUUGUUGGCUCUCCUAUCAAAGAGGAUGAUGAGAAUCCAGAUGUUGAUGCUCAGAAAACUAAUCAUGGAAGACAAGAGUCCAGAGAACAUUUCAAGCAGUUGAGUUCCUCCAGCUCUGAGUUUACAAAUAUGAAUACCUCCCCGUUGGCCAACAUAAUCAGGAGUCCUGAUCCCCGAGAGAGGCUUAUUAAGAACCUUCAGGCACAACUGACCUAUGAAUCGCCAGUGAACGGUCCUACCUCAGCAACUUCAAAGAUAACUUCUUCGGUUACUGCUGGAGUUGCCAAUUCACUAUCGGAAAAAAUAGCAGACACUCUUGGGAGCAGCAGAUUGAAUGCACCUUUAUCAUCCGUUCAAAUUCAUUUCAUUCAGAAUAUGAUACAAGAAACUCUGGAUAACUUCAGGGAAGCCUGCCAUCGUGACAUUGUGAAUUUGCAAGUGGAGAUGAUCAAACAAUUUCAUGUGCAACUGAAUGAAAUGCAUGCCUUACUUGAAAGAUAUUCUGUAAACGACGGCUUAGUAGCUGAAAUUGAGAGAUUACGUGAGGAAAAUAAAAGAUUGCAAGCCCACUUCUAAAAAGUCCGUGUUCAUGCAAGGAAAAUGAGUUGAAUUUUUUUUUAUUCUGCUAUGGCACACUGAUGUCAUAUGUCUGACACUUAAGUAGUAUGUGUAAACUCAGUGUUUUUUCCAGCACUAAAGAACCUUAUUUUAAAAUAGAAAAGGCAAUAGUUAACUGAUUAAUACAAAAAUAUGCACUAAUAAUGUUUGUAUCAAAGGGUUUUUAUGGAAAACUUGAAAUACAUUGGUUAUAAAGAGAGGCUUAACAAGAGUAUUAAUCAAUUUUAGCUAUAAACAAAGUGCCUUUUUUAUAAAGGGAAACUAAAUAGGAAAUGUAUUUUGUAUAAGAAUUGCUUUGUUCUGAUAAAUUUUAUUAUGCAUUUCAGGUUUUUUUUUGCAAUGAAGACUUCCAUGACAAUGUCUUGGUUUUGUUUCCUUUGGCUAGAAAAAACAUAAAUGUUUCACAUGCAGUUUUUAUUGUAUAUGCUCUUUUGCUACUGACUUUUUCCUAUAAAUGUUACUUUGUAGGUGUAGGAUGCAAUCUUAGAUUUUUGUUACAACUGAGUUGCAUAUUUACAUAAUUUAAUGGCAUACUGAUAAUUUGUUCCGACUGAAUAAACAAUUUGUGAAGUUGCAUAAACAUGCUUGACUAAUACCAGUCCUCUGUUUCUGACUUCCAGCUUGGUCCUCAAGCUCUCUUUUUAGCACAGGUCCAGUGCAGUCCUAAGAGUCAUAAGAACAUCUGUCAUUUUACCCAGUCUGCAAUUGUGGUUGGAAAAGAUAUAUUUACCACUGUAUGACUAGUCAAGAGCAGAAAAUCAAACUCAUAUUCCUAUUUGACUCUUGUCUUAAAUGUAAUGGCUGAUUACAGGUUUAAACUCUCUUGGCAUACUUUUAUCUGGCUUCAUAUUACCAUUUUUGCACUGUAAACUGAGUGCUUACUUUGUGAUUCACAUGCAGCCUGUUCAGACAGUAGGCAAACUAAUUUUUAAAAUGAAAAGUUGUUGCCCUGUGCCCUGCCAACAUUUGGAAGAGUCUUUGCAGCUAAGACUGCAGUCAUGCCAGCCUUCAUCGAAGUAAGUCCCAUUGAGCUUAAUGAGACUGACUUCUAGGUAGACAUGUCUGUAGAAUUGCACUGUAAGAUUAUCAUGAACAUCUCAAGUUGACUACAAAACUUGGCUUGUCUUCAGAGAAUUAUCAUUAAGGAACAGCCUUAAGCAUUUCAACCCAGUUUUUGCCUUGGGAGGGGCUUUAGAUUGGGUGGAGGGAAUGACCAACCCUUGCAGCCUGGCUUUCUCAUCAUUGCUGUUCUCUGAUGCCAUAAUUUCCUAGAAGCCCAAAAUCUAUAUUAACAAUAUCAAUAGUGUAAUUGUUAUGCACAUAUUUGCCUUGGGAGGAUCUACCCUUAAAGGUAAACAAGUCUACUUGGUAAUUUGAUGUUCACUAGGACUUACUUCAUCCCAUUUUUUAGGAUUUCAGGAAGUAUGUUGAGUAUCGCUUCUGCUCUGCUAUUUUUAUUUAUAAAUACUAUGUUGUGAAGGACAGUAUGAACAUCCAGUAACUUCUGCUGACCAUCAGGGUCGCUCAGUUGUUUGUGAAAGAGGAAGGUGCACUAAAUGAAGCUAGUGAUGUGUUUCUUGUAUGUGUACAGCUAACUGACACAAGAUCUCUCUGCCCACGUUUGGGAGAUUCCCCUCUCCCAUAGCAGCCCAAUAUGAUGCAGGCCCUAUUGUUCAGGAGGCCUCCCAGUCCCUAAAAAACAUUUUUCAGGGGUGCAGAGAGGAGCAAAAGAGAAAAGGGGUUGUACAAGCUGCCUUCCACUUGUGCUACCGCAAGCUUACUUUUUAAGGUGCCAUGCUUUUGUUUUCAUGGGAGCAGACUUGACCCUGAGUACUUCUCUGGAAUUUUGGGGAAACUUUUUUGACCUCAGUGUUGGCUGUUCCUUAUAUUUAGAGGUAACCUUUGACUGUGCAGACUUCCCUUGUUUUUCUACUACGUCAUGAAACUAUGCAGCAAUCAUCCAGACCUCAGGGGAGUAAUACAGGAUUGAUGUUCCUAAAACUGAAAUUGCCGAUGACUAUAUGCAAUCAUACCUAUGGGAAUUGCUGUCGAAAGUAAAGCAUUUAAGUGCAUGAUUCAGCUGCAGCUUUGUACAGAAAGAAUGCAUACUGUUUUGGCAGAGAUAUAAAACUUUGAGAUAGCACACGUCAAAAUAGUACUUGUCUUCAUUUGCCCUCAUUUUAGUAUGUAAAGCAUUUUAAAGUUUGAUGCAAGAGAAUUUGUAAGAUAUACUACUUUGCUUUUGCAUGCUGCAUAGAUCAAAAUCAAUGGGACAUUAAAAUGCUAAAAUGUAGACAUAAAAUCGAGAAAUACCUUUAUAGGGGGAGAAACAUCGAGUACUUUUCAUUUUAAAACUUUCACAGCAGCACAUUAAAUGCUUUUGUUUUGGUUUUAUGUGUUAAACCUUUGACUUUAGGUGCAAUAACAUUGAGAAUUUAAAAUUAAAGCAUAUCUUUCUGUGUUCAAUUACA
This is a messenger RNA of Podarcis muralis (Common wall lizard), 4996 nucleotides long. The record is from RefSeq and is a predicted model, not a curated record. NCBI's taxonomy places the organism in Eukaryota, Metazoa, Chordata, Lepidosauria, Squamata, Lacertidae.